UCCUGCUAAACAGAGAGGUGUGGCUGAAGUCUAAGGAUUUGGAUUAAGGGGCUGGGAGGAGAGCUGUUACUUUGCCAGCAUUGCAUAGGAGAGCCUGUGAUGUAUGAGGGGUGCUGCCUCUUUGUUGGGGUGACUGCAUGUAACAGCACUCUGUAACACACAUUGUUACACACUGGAUGUAUCUGCUCAGCAGACAUGAGGACAGCGAACAGACUUUGUGUUACUGCCUGGGCUCUGUGUCAGCUGUGGUCCCUGCUCAUGGGGGCAAUUCUAACCUCUGAUGGAGCUCUGGAUGCUGAAGAGACCUGGGAGAUGGGCUCUGGUCAGAUGACAGAAGAAGUGGAUGUGCUAGAAUCACUCUUUCUCCAUUCUGUGAACCUUGCGAACGUCUCUUUUGGGGCCGAAAACUCCUGCCUGUCCUUAGAAAUGGGCCAAUACUCCACACUAAGCGUUGCUACUCGGACAACGUUCGGAGACAGUUUUGCAGACGGGUUGUCGCUGUUAGUCAUGUUACGCUCAUCUUUGAAGGACGAAACAGCUCUUCUAACUAUCCUGAACCUACUCGGAGAGGUCUCCUUUCAGAUCCGGAUUAACCCAAGCGCUCUCAUAUUCAUCUCCAGCCGCAGAGGCCUCUAUGAAUUCCCGGUACCAUCCCUCACGGAUGGUAGAUGGCAUCGCGUAGCCCUCUCUAUUUCUGCCAAAGGUGUGUCUCUCCACGUGGACUGUAAACUGGUGGAGACCCUUCCGUGGUCCAACUUUUUUGGGUUGGGGGUCAGCACAGAUGGGAUCGUAAUGCUUGGAGGAGUCAUUGAUCCUUUUGAUGUCCCCUUUAAUGGGUCUUUGCAGAAAUUGGUCUUUGUAAUGGGAGAUCCGGGAGCUGCUAAACGGUUCUGCAAAGAUUAUAACCAAACCUGCUUGAGUAACUUCCCCGCAGAACCUCUCUUAAACCUGUCUCGCAGUGAACGGGGGAGACGUCUGGAUCCAGCUUUUAAGAAUUUGCCAUCAAACGCAUCAUGGGAUCGGUUAGGAGAUUGGGGAGAUCGUACAGAGGAAGCCGUCAAGCAAGGAUCUCACAAAUUCAUCAAUGAGCUAGAUCUCUCACAGCUGAAAGAAGAAGAUCUGAUACCUGCUAUUCAUCAGGGCUCAACUCUUGGACAUGGCGACAAAAGCUCUAAGAAAGAGGAACGCUACAAAAAAACAGACUCUACUGAAGAAAAUAUCACAUCCGACAAGAAGAAGAGACCCAUCUCAGAGGGACGCAUUCCAACAGACCAAUCCACCAAUGACAUAAUAGACUUGACAGAAGACCCGGUUCACACCAAGGCAAGCCCCCUACCUACACCAGUUUCCAACGCCUACUUCAACUCAACCAUUGACCGCUUUCCUACAGCACCACCCGACCAAGAGAAUUGGACCACUAUCGUAAUUACUUCACACGCUUACAAUGAUACUUCCACACAGAGGAGUUCAGGCAGCGUUGAGGGGGUACUGGAUAAAAAGACUACAACAAGUGAUAAGCCACUAAAUACCCCUAUUCGUGGCUUUCCAGGGCCACGUGGCCCUCCUGGCUGCCGUGGCCGUCCUGGAUUUCCUGGACCAAAAGGAGACAAGGGGGAACGAGGGGUAAUGGGGCGCGUAGGAAUGACAGGGAACCCUGGGCCGGGUGGACCACCAGGAUUACCCACCAUAAUGAUCUGGAGCAACACAAAGGAUGAUUGGGCAGCCUUUUAUCAAACAUCGUUGUAUCAGCUGCUGCACUCCGGUUGGCCUCGAAGUCGGGGACCUGUGGGCCUUCCUGGUAUCUCUGGCAAACCAGGAGCGCCGGGACCACCUGGACAUCCAGGGACGUUUGGAGAAAAGGGACAGAGGGGUCCAAUGGGACUACAUGGACCCACUGGUUUACCGGGGCUACCUGGUAUCCCUGGCAAAGAUGGAUCAUUUGGAUUAGAUGGAAAACUCGGUUAUCCUGGAUUAACAGGAACAAAGGGGCAACAAGGCUUUAGAGGGGAUCAAGGACCUGUGGGUGAAAAGGGAGAUGAAGGGUACAUUGGAUCUUUAGGACUGAUCGGUGAAAAUGGAAUCAAGGGGGUAAAGGGUUUAAAGGGAGAGCCUGGUCCUCCCGGGUCUGUAGGAGUACCGGGUCCAAAGGGUGUGAAAGGCGAUUCAGGAUUCCAAGGACCUACAGGACCAACAGGGGAAAUGGGCAUCCCUGGAGCUCGAGGGCCAACUGGCCUAGAGGGAGACCAAGGAGAGCCGGGGCUCCCCGGAAAUCAAGGGAUUAAUGGGUCUCAGGGCGAUAUUGGUCCUCGAGGAAUCACUGGUCAUCGUGGUCCACGGGGACCACCAGGUCUUGAAGGUGUAUGUGGACCCCCAGGAAAGAGAGGACCUCCGGGAAUGAUGGGACCAGAGGGGCCCCCAGGUCAGAAAGGAGAUAUGGGAGCACCAGGAUUUAUAGGAUCACGUGGGGAAAGAGGAAUGCAGGGGCCCAUGGGGUUAAUUGGCUGGCCUGGUCCUGAUGGACCUUCUGGGGAAAAGGGUCAUUGUGCCGGAGAUGGAGAGAAAGGGAACGCUGGUGAAAAAGGUGAAAAGGGUCUUCCUGGACCAAUGGGUGCUCAUGGGCCACCUGGCAUUCAAGGACAAACUGGUUUUGUCGGUUUUCAAGGACCAAAAGGCCACAUCGGACUUCGUGGAGUUGUAGGUGAUGAAGGACAAAUAGGGCCUCCUGGUUCAAAUGGCAGCGAGGGUUCCAAGGGAAAUCGAGGACCUGAUGGACCAAAAGGGGCUGCUGGACCUAGAGGAAACAGGGGACGUAUGGGACAAAGAGGCCUUGCUGGUAUACCAGGACCUCCGGGUCAGCGAGGAGUCCAGGGGCCGCAGGGAGCAGAAGGACUGCCUGGUACACAGGGACUUGCAGGUUCUCUCGGGGCCCCUGGAAUCAGAGGAGUAACCGGUCUGGCCGGACCUCAUGGGAAUAUUGGAAUGGAUGGAUCGUCUGGACCACCAGGCCCUCCAGGGAGACAAGGGAUGGACGGAGCACCAGGGCCCUUGGGUGAAAGGGGCUUUACCGGUAAGCAAGGACCUGAAGGUGCACAAGGACUUGUAGGCAUGUAUGGUUUCAAAGGCGCGCCUGGAGAAAGAGGACGCAUAGGACAUCCGGGAGAAAAGGGGGAGCCGGGUGUACUAGGAUUUCCUGGAGCACGGGGGAAACCAGGACCAAAGGGCCCCCGUGGCUCACCAGGAGAUCGAGGACUUCCUGGACCUCAGGGUCGGAUUGGAGAUCCAGGGGAACAAGGUUUACCAGGACCACUGGGACCACCUGGAAAUACAGGGCCAGAUGGAGAGCCUGGGAAGGUCGGAUCCCCGGGUAAUCCAGGUCUACCUGGCGAUGAAGGGGCCCCAGGACCCACAGGACACCCAGGUCGAGAGGGUCUGGUUGGUGUUGAGGGACCAUCUGGGGACAAAGGUGAGAUGGGUCCAAUUGGAGUGACUGGAGACCCAGGAGUCAGGGGACUGGAUGGAGAGCAGGGUAAACCAGGCUCCAUUGGAAAUGAAGGACCGGCUGGCUUAAAGGGAGACCAGGGAGACCCUGGUGUACCUGGAAGCCCUGGUCCUACUGGACCUGCUGGGGACCCAGGUGAGAGAGGACAGCAAGGUCUACUAGGUGCCCCUGGAGACCAAGGCAAGGAGGGGGAUGUAGGUGACCCUGGAGACAAUGGGGACCCUGGUGCACUAGGAAAAAAGGGAGAUGUAGGUCAACGUGGCAGCCCUGGAAAUCCUGGACCAAGCGGUGAGAUGGGAGAAUAUGGCAGCAGAGGCGGAAAAGGAGAGAAAGGACAGGAAGGUUUCUUGGGUCCACCAGGGCUUAUGGGAGUUACUGGACCAUCAGGACUUCCAGGACUAAUGGGAGCUAUUGGGAACCCAGGUUCACUGGGAGCUUCAGGACGUCAAGGAGUAAAAGGUGAUACUGGUUCUGCGGGUGAGCAUGGGUUCCAUGGUCCCCAGGGAAUAAAGGGAUUCUUUGGAAAACGAGGAGAAAAGGGGGACAGAGGUCCUAUGGGACUGCCGGGUGUAAUGGGUCAACCUGGCAAUAAAGGUGUUCAAGGGCAGCCUGGACUUAGUGGAGUUGAGGGGCCCAAAGGGGACACAGGACAAUCAGGAGAAAAAGGAGUUCAGGGAACACCUGGUCCUGCGGGGGAAUGGGGUACGGCAGGGAUACCUGGACAAGAGGGUCCUCAAGGUGAAAAGGGUCAGCCAGGAGAACCAGGUGAAUCGGGACAAGUGGGACCUGCUGGAAACCCUGGGCAAGAAGGAAGAAUGGGACAGAAAGGAGAGAAGGGUUAUCAAGGAAAGGAUGGCCGCCCUGGCACUCCAGGAAGUCCUGGCAGAAAGGGUAAAAGAGGAAGAGCGGGCCCAAGGCCACCAAGGGGGCUGCUCGGUCCUAAGGGGGCUAAAGGAAACCAGGGACCACAAGGACCACCAGGACCCAGAGGACCUUAUGGUAUUCCAGGACUCAGAGGACAAGAAGGAGAUCCAGGCUUCAGCGGUAUGAAAGGUGAACUUGGCAUGGAUGGACCAAUUGGAGUCAAAGGAGAAGAUGGAAUGAAGGGAAAACAAGGACCUCCAGGACAUCAAGGUCUUCAAGGAGAGAAAGGGGAUCAGGGUUUCAUCGGCCUUCUUGGGCCACGAGGAUUUCCUGGUCCACGGGGAGAACCAGGACCAGAAGGACUGAAGGGACUGAAAGGAGUAGAAGGACCAGAAGGUCAGAAAGGACCAACUGGAUCACCUGGCCUUCCCGGUCCGCCUGGUCCCCCAGGGCCUAAUCUAAACAUAAGUGCUCUAAGCUUACAGCAUUUGCCUCCACACAAUGAGACCUGGAGUAGAGAAGGGCCAUUGAGUCUCCUGCAGAGCCUGGAGCAAGAGUUGAAGCUCUUGGCUGCUCCACCAGAUGGCACUAAGGAAAACCCAGCGAGUACCUGCAAAGAGUUACAGCUAGUACAGCCUCAGCUCACUGAUGGUUAUUAUUACAUUGAUCCUAACCAGGGGAGUCCAGGAGAUUCUCUACUCGUUUUCUGUAAUUUCACAGCAGGAGGUGAGACAUGUGUACCUCCCGAGGAGGGCCAGAUCCCUGUUAAAGCGUGGCUUCAGAGCUAUCAGAAACAAGAUGGAUUCCAGUGGUUCAGCACUCUACCCGAGGGUUUUACAUUCACAUACAGAGGUUUAGGUGUCGUCCAGCUGCGUUUUCUGAGGUUGCAGAGCAUCCAGGUAUACCAGAAGAUGCGGUAUUUGUGCCAGGCUAGCCAAGGUAUCGCUGCUCGGGACAAGGAUGUCAAGUUCCUCACUGAUACCCGGGAUCAGAGUUUCCUCGUUACUCUGCAGGGCUGUGAGUAUGAAGAACAAUACAAUCGAACAGAAACUCUUCUCCACUUUGCUCCUUUGGACACAUCUCUGUUGCCACUACGGGACUUGGCUUUGUUUCACGAUGGCGACACAGACCACCUAUUUGGCUUCUUCAUUGGGCAAGUGUGCUUCAGCUGAGAGCAAAAGUCAACUUUUAAAAUUUCGUCCCCAAGGGCAUACAAAAGUAAAAAUGGAAGACCUGUGUUAUUUAUAUAGGAUAUUAUCGCAUGGGUCCUGUGAUCUUGCCUCUUUAACCUCCUCUCUCUGGAAGGGAGACCAUAUAUUGUUUACAGUGAAGCUACUGGUGCUCAGAAGCUAAACUUCUGCUAAAUCUCCUGGCGAGAACCUCCAUUACACCUCAAGACUUUCUCCCAACAAGGCAGGAACUUCCGUUACACCUCAAGAUUUCCUCGCAGUGGGACAAAACUUUCCUCAAUAUGGCAGGAACUAUCUGUGUGCCUCAAGAGUUCCAUCCAAUACAGCAAGAACCAUCUGUGUCCCUCAAGAUAUCCCAUCAAUAAAAUGGGAACCACUUGCUACACCUCAAGACUUCCCUUCUACGUGAAACCUUAAAUGCACUUAAUAUGUGUUUCAUUUCAUGAUUUUUUUUUUAAGACACACAAGAUAAAUGGUGAUUACAACAUGUCUUAUUUGGAAUUAAUAUCUACCAAGUAAGAAGAACAUUUCAAGGUCAACUAAUAUCAAUGGUACCACAGCGUAGAGGAACCAAUCUCUUAAGAAGUACUUAUCCAGUCAUUCCAGGGCAGACUAUGAGCCUAAUGUCUAAUCAUUUUAAACACAUAGACCAAAUGGUUUUAGCUUGUAACACUGAUAAGCAUAUAAAUGAAUUGCUUGCAAUUGUAUUGUUAUUGGGUAAUUUGUUGAAGAAUGAAAAUCCCAAGCGUAACACAAUUGGACUGACUUUCACAAGACUCUCCCCUGCCUAUGCUUUGAAACUAGGUGUUAUACCAGAGGUGUAAAUAGAACUCUAGAUACCAGAAUCGAAUCUAACAUGAUGCGCACAUAAAAUGUAUAAUACAGAUACAACGUGCAAGGAAUGAUAUAAACAUGAAAAGGAAGACUAGUGGAAAGAGGGGAGCUCUAAGCAAGAACGUGAGGAAUGCACUGGAUCUCUUUUUGUAUUUUGGGAGAUUUUGUUGUACAAUGAAAGGCUGUGCCUUCUGUGGUCCAUAGUCCACCCUGUAAUGUCCAAAACCCACUCUGCAUUGUCCAAGCAAUUACAAUUAAGUAAUAACAUGUUAAAAAUGAAUAUAUUAGUCAUGCGCUCAAACGCCAACUACUCUUGGGCAGCAGCAAUAGCUAAUGCUUUAAUAUAUAUAUAAACCAAAAAAAAAAAUCCAAUAAAGUUACCUGCAUUCUAUACAAAGUCACAAUAUACACUAAAAUAAGAGAUUUUUAGUAACACUAAAAUGGUCAUUAAAAUGUAAGCUUAUUUGCCAACAUCAAGGUAUGAUAUAGCCACUGCUCUAUUCUACUACACAAGAGCAGUAGUAGUUUGUGUUCAGGGAUCAUUUCUGUGUUUUAUUAGCUUUUGUAUUAUGCAGCCAUGUUAAAUCGCUGCUGCCCCACCCCAUGAGUCUAUGUCCUGUUAAGGGUUAAUUAGUUUGUAGAAAUAUAUGAAAAUACACCUUUCUGUCUCAUGACAAAUUUUUCCUUUAAGCUGAGGUGAAUUGUUAGCAUUGCACGCACCCAGGGCAAGGCAAGUAAUGCACCCCCUAACUCGUGGACAGUUAAGACUCCCCAAGUCCCUUAAUGAGCCCCUAGAUAGCCUCGCUCCUCCUUCCCCACCGCCUCGUCUCCAUGAUUUAUGUGAUGCUGAUAAUUGCGUUGCGUAAACUUUCAAAUCCACCUCAUGCCUAAAAUAAUGUGCAUAGUCUAUACACCUUUCAUUAGUUGUGAAGUGGAUUUUAAAAAUUACGCAAUAAUCAGGAGCGAAGCUAUCUAAGCACUGUUACCGGCAUGAUACUAUUUAAUAGGCAUUUAUGCAAUGCCUAUUAAUAGCAUGAUUUAAUGGUGGUAUCUUCAAAUGGAAAUCACGCUAUUAAUAGGAUAAUAUAAGGAAAAUAUGGCUGUAAUUAGCAAGAAAAUUAUUGUAAAAUGUUACGUGGCAACGUUUAUUUGCCCUGUCAUGUUAAAAAACUGUGUAGAAUGUUCAAACAUUGGAAGAUGUUCUGUGUGGGGUGCCAUUUUUUUUUAUUUAUUAUUACUACUUUCUUUUAUUUUUACUUUUGAAAUUUUGCACCCCAAAGAAAUUUGCAACAAGGGCAACAGCUCCUGUGGCCCCCAGCCACACGACUGCCUAAGAGAUGUGCCUUAAAAGGGCAGGUGGGGUUACUCUUUAAUGGCCAUGCAAUGGUACUUAAAACCUCUAUUGUUGGGCAUAGGUGUUUAGUAUGGUGUACAGGUGACUUUAGUUUUUGUUUUUUAUCUACACUGUUCCUUGUUUAUUCUCCAAACCUUGACUCUUCUGUCUUCCCUAAGUGCUGCCCUGUACCAUGGCUGUCCCGCCAGUGUCUGGUAUGUUCUACUGCAAUAAUUUGUGGAUUUAACAAUAAAAUUCUGCUUACUGGUUUGAUGCUUAACCCCUUAAGGACACAUGACAUGUGUGACAUGUCAUGAUUCCCUUUUAUUCCAGAAGUUUGGUCCUUAAGGGGUUAAACAAUCCAUUGGGCAUCUUUUUAAGUACUCGCUAUGUUUGGGCCUAAUUGUGGACCAUUUUCAGCCGAUGAUGUGAUGAUACGCAAUGUAUUUUAACUGUAUAUAUUAUAUAUAAAAUGAAGAUGCACACUUUCUAUGCAAAAUAAAAAUCUUUUUGUGAUACAA
This is a messenger RNA of Pelobates fuscus (common spadefoot toad), 8241 nucleotides long. RefSeq names its product collagen alpha-1(I) chain-like. The record is from RefSeq and is a predicted model, not a curated record. Gene Ontology annotation, molecular function: extracellular matrix structural constituent conferring tensile strength. Gene Ontology annotation, biological process: extracellular matrix organization. Bases 196 to 5535 code for a protein of 1779 amino acids. The transcript has 67 exons. Lineage: Eukaryota; Metazoa; Chordata; Amphibia; Anura; Pelobatidae.